Molecule: messenger RNA, 900 nt
Organism: Xylaria bambusicola
Lineage: Eukaryota; Fungi; Ascomycota; Sordariomycetes; Xylariales; Xylariaceae
Exons: 3
Coding region: 91-690 (199 amino acids)
Source: RefSeq, a predicted model, not a curated record
GAAAGUCUUAUCAUAAUACACUGGGCUCUCCUAGAAAUUUAGCCAUAACAUCACUCUCUACCUUUCUAUCCCAUUCCUGGUCUUAUCAUCAUGGUCAGGAAAGACUGGAUUCUUCCAGCAUUUAUUGCCACCCAGAGUGUCAUUGCAACGAUUGGUUACGAUCACCUGCUAUUCGUCAACCUCGUUAGCCGUCAGGACCCUGGCUCAGCCGCAUAUAGCUGUCACGAAGAUUGUGGCGGAGCUAUCACGCAAGCCCGAACUAGCGAGGAUGUCUGCCAUGACAAUGUCUUUUUAGACGACUACAAUAACUGUCUGAAGUGCGCCGGGCCGGAAAAUGAAAAUAUCUGGAAGUAUUAUGGUGAGACGUUAUCGAGUAUCGGCGAGAGUUGUGGUCUACUAGCUUCGCCCGAGGGUAGUAAACCGGGCGGCGCUGAGACAACCAGCACGGAAUUAGUAGAAGCUCCGGUAUCAUCAGUCGAGGCUACCAUCAUCACUACUUCUGUACAAUCGAAGACAACCUCCAGUGAAUUUAGUUCGACUUCGGUGGUGUCAUCCAUUACUGAUAACGGAACAGCUAUUCCAACUGGGGUAGCUCAGGCUCCUCCUAACGCUGGUAAUGCUCUUUCAGAGAAUAUUUACACUUUGUAUAGUUCUCUAUUGUUGGGGGCAUUAUAUAUAAUCAUUCCUUAACAGUCUAUGUUCAUUAAUGAAGCAUGAUGGUCGCCACCACAGCCGUUUCAGAGGCAUCAGCUUCAUCACCGGGCUCGAAGACAGACGGCACUUCACAAUUCAAAUGGCUUGAUUGCGGAGAUUAGCUAGAUGACUUAAAUAACAAAGCGUGUGUAUUAAAUAUGUAGUUCAAGCAGAGCUGCCUUUAGGUCUACUUUAUCUGUUCUCGCU